This is a messenger RNA of Fragaria vesca subsp. vesca, 1059 nucleotides long. RefSeq lists its product as uncharacterized. Lineage: Eukaryota; Viridiplantae; Streptophyta; Magnoliopsida; Rosales; Rosaceae. Bases 49 to 603 code for a protein of 184 amino acids. The transcript is spliced from 2 exons. The record is from RefSeq and is a predicted model, not a curated record.
GAGAAGAGAAGGAGAGAGAGAGAAUGGGGGAGGGCAUCAGAAACGACGAUGACGAUGACGAUGAACAAUCCUCCUCCUAAAAAGAAGAAGGGCCGUCCUUCGCUUCUCGAUCUCCAGAAGCGCUUCCUCCAGCAGCAGCAAAACCCCCAUUUCCUCAACCCUACCUCCGCCGCCUCCGCCCGCGUCCCUGCCACGCGCCGCGCCAACCCUAACCCUAGCGACGACGACGACGACGAGCGUGCCAAGAAAAAGCACAAGCUCCUCCUCGGAAUUAACCACAACAAUUCCCGCAAACCGACAUUGCAGCCGUUCAAUUCGGCCGCCGCUGGCUCCGAUUCCAAUGCGGACGACGACGAUCCGGACAAGAUCAGCGCCGCCCGCCGCCGAUCCAAUCUCACGAAAAUUGAUCCUCUCAUGGAAGCAGGAAGCUUGGCAAGUGGGUGGUUCAACCCCCAACCUCUUUGCUUUCGAUCUCAAGAGCAGAUGAUCUCCCAGGAUCUCCCUCACUCUCCUCAUGAAGCUUUUCUCCCAGAGCCGUAUGAAAAAAAUGUUAUUUUCAUUAUUUUUUUAACCAUUAAAUUUAAUUUUCAAAAUUAUGGUUAACAGAGUUAGUGGUGGGCUGGUGAGUUGGAUUGAAAUGCCAGAUGUCAAAAUAUGAGUGGAGUCACAGGGAAGGAGACAGGAAAUUGGGGACAGAGGAUUUUCUCCCGUACCGCAGUACCUUACCUGGCAGAGAGAGCGAGUGAGGGAGUGAGACACAGUUGCACCACCUUUCUCGCUCCUUUUGCAGUCUUCUGUAACAAGUGGGUCCCCCCCCGCCCUCACGGCAAUUUGCUCGCUCCUGCAUUCGUACCUCCACUUCAGAGUUCAGACCCACACAAAUAUAUGAAUUAAGAAAAACUUUAAAUUACAGACGUAAAUUCCUACUGUGGUUUGCUUGUUAGUGUGAUGAGGAAGAAAGGUUAGUUCAGUUAUUUUGGGUAGCAAAAACAGAAAUGAAAAGACUAAGGACUUGAAUUACAGGCAGAGAGGUUGAGAAAGAAACGAACAGAGGAAGCU